Messenger RNA from Durio zibethinus, 2253 nucleotides. RefSeq names its product nine-cis-epoxycarotenoid dioxygenase 5 (gene NCED5). NCBI's taxonomy places the organism in Eukaryota, Viridiplantae, Streptophyta, Magnoliopsida, Malvales, Malvaceae. The record is from RefSeq and is a predicted model, not a curated record. Gene Ontology annotation, cellular component: chloroplast stroma. Gene Ontology annotation, molecular function: carotenoid dioxygenase activity. Gene Ontology annotation, biological process: carotene catabolic process.
UCUUCUAUCCUAUAUGCUUUCUUUUCCAAGGGAACAAGCGGAAAGCACUCUCUCUUACCCUCUGUUUUAGCAUUCCGAAAACCAGAAAAACACAUCUUCCCUUUAAAAGCUAUGGCUUCUUCCACAGCUGCUUGGGCCAAAGCCCAGAUUUCCCAGCCUCUUUCCUCCUCCUCCUCAACGGCAGAUUUUGGCUGCUUUCCAACAUCCAUCUCCAGGAAGAAACCGCAGCUCAACAAAACAAUCAACAACAUUAUUCACUCAUCAGCUUUUCACUCACCUUCGCUUCUCCAUUUCCCAAAACAACCAUACCAAAACCCCAUAAUCCCCAGAGAAGACGCCUCCGUAAAUGAAAAACCCAAAACCCACCACCUGCCACAGUGGAAUCUCCUCCAAAGAGCUGCAGCCAUGGCCCUUGACAUGGCUGAAAACGUGUUGGUGUCACGCGAGCAUCAACACCCACUUCCUAAAACCGCUGACCCACGUGUGCAAAUCUCCGGAAACUUCGCCCCCGUCCCUGAACAACCUGUCAAGCAAUCUCUUCCCAUCAUCGGCACCAUCCCUUCUUGCAUCAACGGCGUUUAUCUCCGCAACGGCGCUAACCCUUUAUUUGAGCCAGUUGCAGGUCACCACUUUUUUGAUGGUGACGGCAUGGUACAUGCCGUUUCCAUUGAUAAUGGCAACGCCAGCUACGCUUGUCGUUUUACAGAGACGCAAAGACUUUUACAAGAAAAAGAAUUGGGCCGCCCCGUUUUCCCUAAAGCAAUUGGUGAACUACAUGGCCACUCAGGGAUUGCCAGGCUUUUACUUUUUUAUGCGAGAGGGCUUUUUGGCCUUGUUGAUCACAAACAAGGCACUGGAAUAGCUAACGCUGGCUUAGUCUAUUUCAAUAACCGACUUCUAGCUAUGUCCGAAGAUGAUCUUCCUUACCAAGUACGCAUCACUUCCUCAGGUGAUUUGGAAACAGUUGGAAGAUACAACUUUGAUGGUCAACUUAAAUCCACAAUGAUUGCACAUCCCAAAAUUGAUCCUUUUUCCAAGGAACUCUUUGCUUUGAGUUACGAUGUUGUCCAAAAGCCUUACUUGAAGUACUUCAGGUUUUUACCUGACGGUAGAAAAUCGCCUGAUGUUGAGAUUCCUCUAUCCGUGCCAACUAUGACGCAUGAUUUUGCCAUCACUGAGAAUUUCGUGGUGAUCCCUGAUCAGCAAGUGGUGUUCAAGCUACAAGAAAUGAUUACCGGUGGGUCUCCCUUGAUUUAUGACAAGAACAAGAAGUCACGGUUUGGGAUUCUUUCUAAAAAUGCAAGUGAUUCUAAGGAUAUCAUAUGGGUUGAAUCGCCUGAUACUUUCUGUUUUCAUCUAUGGAACGCUUGGGAGGAGCCGGAAUCGGAUGAAGUUGUGGUGAUUGGUUCUUGCAUGACACCUCCAGACUCUAUUUUCAACGAAUGCGACGAGAGUUUAAAGAGUGUAUUGUCCGAAAUUCGGCUUAAUUUGAAGACAGGUGAGUCCACGCGCCGCCCAAUAAUCUCAGAAUCGGAGCAAGUAAACUUGGAAGCUGGGAUGGUGAACAGGAACCGGCUUGGAAGAAAGACACGGUACGCUUAUCUAGCCAUUGCUGAACCAUGGCCAAAAGUGUCAGGAUUCGCCAAGGUUGAUCUUUUUACUGGGAAGAUAGAAAAACACAUUUACGGUGAUGGAAGAUAUGGUGGGGAGCCAUUUUUCUUGCCUGGAGACGUCCAUUGUGAAUCAGCUGAAGAUGAUGGCUAUAUUCUUUCCUUUAUUCACGAUGAGAACACUUGGAAAUCAGAGCUUCAAAUUGUGAACGCCAUGAAUUUACAGCUCGAAGCCUCAAUUAAAUUACCUUCCAGGGUUCCAUACGGCUUUCAUGGAACGUUUAUAGAGGCUAAGGCCUUGGUCAAUCAAGCUUGACUAGACGUAAAUUAAGUUCAAAAAAUGAAAAAAAAAAAAAGAAGGAAAAGUUUUAUCGUACAGGGAUAUUUUUACCAGCGGGAUGGUUCAGAGUACAACUCCCCGAAUGCUCCUGGAAAUUUAUUUCUUAGGUUAGAUAGAUAUAGGGUCCCCCCCCCCCUUGGUUAUAGGUUUCAAGGAACCAACUUGUAGCUUUCUAGCACGUGGCUAUAGAAUUUGAGCUCAGCUGGUUUCGUUUCCUUCGUUCAUGUAAUUUCAUCUGUGUUAGUUAAGUUUCCACCUCUACGUUGUAUAGAUAAUAAAUAUUUACAGUUUUUUUAAUUUGUA